Molecule: messenger RNA, 1731 nt
Organism: Solanum stenotomum
Lineage: Eukaryota; Viridiplantae; Streptophyta; Magnoliopsida; Solanales; Solanaceae
Product: QWRF motif-containing protein 3
Exons: 6
Coding region: 1-1731 (576 amino acids)
Biological process (GO): spindle assembly; centrosome cycle
Cellular component (GO): centrosome; cytoplasm; nuclear microtubule
Molecular function (GO): microtubule binding
Source: RefSeq, a predicted model, not a curated record
AUGAAGGAAAACUAUGAAAAUGUGGGAUUUGGUGAUUCAUUGAAGCCAAAAAAACCGAAAUCUAGAGAAGUAAGUUCAAGAUAUUUGUCUCCAACUUCGAAUUCUUCAAUUCUUGAUGAUAAAAAUCAGUCUCUAGAAAGUAUAGUACCGAAAACAAGAUCAUCUACUGAUUAUAAUAAGCAUAAAAGUCUCGAUAAAUCGGGAUUAAUGGGUAAGCUUUGGCCGUCUUCUUCUUCUCCAAGUUCAAUCAUGGAUACUUUUGGUAAUCACUUAGGAAAUGAGAGAUUAAAAGAUGUUGAAGAGCGAAAAAAUCGCGAAAUUUCAAAUUCAAAUUCUCAUCCCCUGUUUUUAAGUAAGCAAAAGAGCUGCACGGGGUUUAGUAGAUUUGAGAAUGAAAACGAAAGAACGAAAGAGAAGGAGAAAAGAAGAUCGUUUUUUGGUGGAUCUGGAAAAAUCAAGUUUCCAGGGAGAUUUUCGACUAAUUCAUCGAAAUCUUCGAAUUUAUCGGAUGGUAAUAGUGGCCAGAUUGCCUCUGGAAGAUUUUCUGUUGAUGCGAAUUUGCUUGGAAGAAGAUGUAAUUCAGCAAGAAUUAGAUCAGAUAUUUUAUCUGAUAUAGCAAAUGAAUCGGAAUCCGAAUACAGUGACAUUUGUUCAAAUAACAGUUUUGAUUCCCCUGUUUUUGGGAGAAAUAUUGGUGCACCAUCAUAUAUGGCACCAACAUUAAGUUCACGAAAGUCUGGUAUUGAAGUUCCAUCUAAGUAUAUGCAAGAUUCGUUAUCAAAAUCGCGAAGAUGGAGUUCAGAUUGCAGUGUUCCAAAGCCAGAGUCUCCGAAAUUAGGACUCAAAUUCAACAAUCCAAUACAAAGGGCUGCUACUUCACUUAGCAGUAAAACUUCUAAAUGGGCUUUGUCUCCUAGAAGACCGAAUUUGCCUCCUGUAUUGAUGGAAAAUAGAGGGAUUUUUACGUCGAAUAUGAAGCCCCCUACGAGUCCUUCUAAGGGGAAAAGUGUUGGGAAUUUCCUUAGCAUGGGGCUUGAAUUGCUCAAAGGUAAGAAAUUUUCUUCUGGUGCAGCAUCUCCUCUUAGGCCAGGCACGACGGAGAGUGUUCAUCAUUUAAGGAUACUUCAUAAUAAAUUGUUGCAGUGGAGAUAUGUAAAUGCCAGAGGUGAUUCAGUCCAUCACAAUAUCAGUAGACAAGCUGAGGCAAACUUAGUAUAUGCUUGGGAUGGUCUAAUAAAAAUGAGACAAUCUGUGGUACAAAAAAAGUUGCAGCUACAGAGGCAAAACAUGGAAAUGAAAUUGAGUUUUGUUCUUCAUUCUCAAAUAAAGUUAUUAGAAGGAUGGGGUUCUAUUGAAAGGCAACAUUCUUCAGCAGUGUCAAAUUCCCUGGAUUGCUUACAAUCAGCAGUCUGUAGGGUUCCUCUCAUUGAAGGAGCAACGGUGGAACCACAAUCGGCUAUUAUUGCUCUUCAACAUGCAUCAGAUGUAUCUACAUCGAUCACAUUGAGAUUAUCCAAUUUCUCAUCAGGAGCUGAAAAAACUGCAGAAGUAAUGAAGGACAUGGCAGAGGUAGUUGUACAAGAGAAGUUGUUGUUAGAAGAAUGCUUGGAGCUUUUCAAAAACAUUUCUACACUAGAGAGUCAAGAAAGGUAUUUAAUAUGCAGCAUUAUCCAAUUUAGACAGCAACAAGAACAGUACUGCAAAAAAGAGAAGAGAAUGGUAUAUGUUUAA